Messenger RNA from Aspergillus wentii DTO 134E9, 1476 nucleotides. RefSeq names its product cytochrome c oxidase assembly protein cox15 (gene cox15). Gene Ontology annotation, biological process: heme A biosynthetic process. The transcript is spliced from 2 exons. The coding region runs from base 1 to 1476 and encodes 491 amino acids. The record is from RefSeq and is a predicted model, not a curated record. Gene Ontology annotation, molecular function: oxidoreductase activity, acting on NAD(P)H, heme protein as acceptor. Gene Ontology annotation, cellular component: mitochondrial inner membrane. NCBI's taxonomy places the organism in Eukaryota, Fungi, Ascomycota, Eurotiomycetes, Eurotiales, Aspergillaceae.
AUGUUCCGGAGUCUUGCGCCCCGAUUUCCCAAGGAGUUCUUCACCUGUCGCCAAUGCUUACGGGGCCAGGAUUAUGCGACGAAAUCAUUGUUCCGCCGACAAUUCGCUUCUCUCCCCUUCGCUCGGGAUACCAGCAGGACGAAUUCAGCACAAUUGAACGCGAGAUCAAAACAGUUUUUUACUCCUGCCUUUCAAAGAUCUGCCUUUUCAUCGACAGUGGCAAAGGCUGCUGAAGAUGGAACUGUCAAGGCGAAAUCUAGCUUCCCCAAGGUUAGCGAUAAGAAGGUCGCAUACUGGUUGUUAGGAAGCGCCGUUAGCGUCUUCGGUAUCGUGAUUUUUGGUGGACUUACUAGAUUGACUGAAUCAGGACUGAGUAUCACAGAAUGGCGUCCCGUCACCGGAUCCCUCCCUCCCAUGAACCAAGCCGACUGGGAAGUCGAGUUUGAAAAGUACCGCGCAUCCCCCGAAUUCCAAUUGUUGAACCCGCAUAUGACCCUCUCCGAAUUUAAAUCGAUUUUCUAUAUGGAAUGGAUCCACCGUCUUUGGGGUCGUUUUGUUGGUCUGUCGUUCGUGUUCCCGGCUAUCUACUUUGUCGCCAGAAAGCAGGUCAGCAAGCCCAUGACAUGGCGCUUGGCUGGAAUUGCAGGCUUGAUUGGCUUCCAGGGCUUCCUUGGUUGGUGGAUGGUUAAAUCGGGAUUGAAGGAUGAUCUCUUUGCGCCGGGCAGCCACCCUCGUGUGAGCCAGUAUCGUUUGACGGCACACCUUGGGGCUGCAUUCGUCUGCUAUGUCGCUAUGCUCUGGAACGGUCUUGCUAUCUUGCGGUCACAUAGGCUUUUGGCCGACUCGGAUGCUGGUAUCAAGCUCUUGGACUCGCUGCGUAACCCGAAGCUCAAGCUUUUCCGCCGCUCGGUUGCUGGUUUGGGUCUUCUGGUCUUCACAACUGUUAUCUCCGGUGCCCUAGUUGCUGGUCUGGAUGCUGGUCUCAUCUACAACGAGUUUCCCUACAUGGGUAAUGGCUUUGCUCCUCCCAAAUCCGAAUUGUUCGAUGAGCGAUACUCACGCCACGAGGAUCGAUCCGAUCUCUGGUGGAGAAACAUGCUUGAGAACCCAUCCCUGGUUCAGCUCGACCACCGUAUCAUGGCCAUGACUACUUUCACAAGUAUCAUGGCUUUGUGGGCUUACUCUCGGUCGCCGGCGAUGAAGAAGCUUCUUCCCCCCAACGUUAAAAAGGGCCUGCAUGGUGUCGUUUCCUUUGCUUUCAUGCAGGUCGGCCUGGGCAUCACAACACUUUACUACCUUGUCCCUAUUCCUCUCGCCUCUGCUCAUCAAGCAGGAAGUCUGUUCCUGUUGACCUGGGUGCUUGUUCUGGGAAGCCGUAUCUGGCACCCGUCUAGAACGGCAAAGCUUUUGCAGAUGGCAGCUAAGGCUCGCUCCCAGCCGGUCUCGAGUGCUGUCAACGCAUCCAAGAAGCUGUGA